AGAGAGUCAGCCGGGUAGUGACGAACUAGAGGUGGCUGGUGGUGGCUGCGUUAGUCUCUCACCCUUCUCACGAUUUUAACGUAUUUUUUUUCACCCUUCGUUUGGCUGUAGGUGUAGGUUUUUUUUUUUUAAACAUUUUUCCUUUGCACUGCGUUUCCAGGGGGUGACAGACACAGUUGUACGGAUGCUGCGCCCAGUGUGCACGAGCCGUGAUAAUUACUCGAGAUACAGAAAUAAUGGGGAUGAUGAUGAUGACGAUGGUAAUGUUGAGAGUGAGACAAAUGUGGUUGUGCAUAAGUGACAGCGCCAGUGUCACCGUUUAUAAUCAUAUUACUACGGUGUGAUGAGAAUAACGCCCACCUCCAAUCAUGGGGAUGAAGAGGGACGAUAGUCCGAGGCCAGAGUGGAGGCGUAGAAAACGCAGAAGGAGACGUCUCAAUGAUUUAUUAUUCGAUCAUUCUAUAUGGAUAACAAUCCUUGGAAUUUGCUUACCAACUGUAAUGAGCCACUGUGAUCUGGCUGAAUUAACGUGUCGCGAUGGUAGAUGCGUACCACAAGAUGCAUACUGCAAUGGCUACGAUGAUUGCGGUGAUGGGAGCGAUGAGCCGGCACUCUGUACCCCAUGUAAUCGUACUUACCAUGGCCGUGAGGGACGAACAUACGAGUUAGAAUUGCCACGUCCAACCGAGGGACGUUUACCAUUUUUAUGCCACUUGACAUUCACCGCUGGUGGACAAAGUAGUGGUGAACUCGUACAACUCUUCUGGGAUGCCUUCAGCAUCGGUAGACUCGAAACAACAAACGGUGACGAUGAUGAUGAGCCUGUGUACGCAAGUUGCCCGGAGGGUUCCCUCCAACUUUCCGAUCUCGGUCGUCCUUUCACCGGUGGCUCAUGGUGUGGUGCUAGUGAAGGACGUGCCACAUACUACAGUGAGACAAGUACAGUAACAGCAUCAAUAAGACUCUUUCAUGCGCCCUCAUCAGUACCUUUUGAAUUUCGCUUGAGGUAUCGUUUUUUAUCCCGUAAUGAGGCUGUUGCAAGACUUGGACCACCUGGUUUAACAAUUGAACGUGGCUCACCAGUACCCAGUACAUACUGUUCACGUAAUUUCUAUGAAUGCCAUAAAAAACAGUGCCGCGUGCAGAGUCCAAAUUAUCCGGGUGAGUAUCCGAGAAAUGCCAGUUGCAUCAUUACAGUGAGGCAAAAAUUUGUACCUACUUGCAAGCACGCGAUGAUAUCGGUUAAGGCUGGCAGUGGUAUAGGUAAUAUUGCCACUGGUGCACCAAUACUAACUGGCCAUGUCGGCUCAUCCUCAUUAGUCAAUGGAACAGCUAAUUCAUCACUGCUAGUGGAUAAUAAUGGGCACACCAAUGGACAAAAUCAUACUAAUAAAUUGAGUGUCUGGCACGAUUGUCCACCGGAAAAAGAUCGUUUGGUUUUUCGAGAUGGGCCACGAUUGGAGGAUUCCAUACUAUUGGUUUACUGUGGUGGACCCCUUCCCAGGAUAACCGCACGUGGACCGGCCAUGUUGAUCGAAUUUCGCUCAUCACCCCUGCCAAUUCCAUUGGGCUCAUCGCCGUUAAGACUGGAAUUGGAGAUACCAGUUGUUUACGUUGAUUCAGAUGGUUUGGAUUAUGCAAGGGGUGAUCAGGGAUGUAAUUUUUAUGUCAACGAUACGAGUAAAAGAAGUGGUAUACUUCGUGCACCACAGCACACAUUACCACUGGGCUCGGUGUGCACUUGGAAUCUCAGGGGUUCAGUAGGUGACCGUGUAUGGCUCUAUUUUUCAUCCUACUCCCAGAAGGAUUUAACGGGUGGUAGUAUAGACAAUGCAUCUACAUUACGGGAGAGUGAAAUUGGUACGCCCCAGUGCUCCGUAAAAAUGACACUGUGGGAUGGUCCAGCAAAUACUGGUACAUUCAUCACAACGCUGUGCGAUGAUACACCGAGAUUGUGUGCACACGCUGCCUUGAGAAAUUUGACAAGAUCCACAAGACCCUGUACACCAGUGGAGAGUUAUUUAACAGUGUCCCCUACGCUCACGAUACGAGCUGAAAUGCUACUGGGUACAUCACUGCGAAAUGUUAAUUUUCAAGCGAGAUAUGAAUUCAUUUCAACCCUUCAAGGUGGUGAACAGUGGGGCGAUGGUGUUUGCAAUAGAAUUUGGAGGAGAGUGAAGAGUGGUGAGAUUACAUCGCCCAGGGAUGUUCGUUUAUUUGGUCGUGGUGGGGUGAAAAAUUUAUCCUGUGCCUAUAGAAUUGAGGCCGGGCCUGGUGAACGUGUACGUUUAACAAUUCACAAUGUGUCAGUUGGUGAUUCAACGAGCUGCAUCAGCGAGCCUGAUCCUCACUCUGGUCGACCCAGAUGUCUCACCGAAACCAAUUCUCGAGAAGGAAAAUUGACCCUCUUCGAGGUGCCGUGGAGGGAUGCUAAACUACAACGUGCAUGCCUCUGUGAUAAUACAUCACAUCUACCUUUGACACAUAUAUCUUCGGGCAAAGCACUUGAGAUUACUUUUGUCGUUAAUCAGCAAGCACCGCACGAGGACUUUGAGACACUAUUCUUUUAUGCGAGUUUUGAACUCAUCCGUGUGCCUGAGUGCCCGAGGAAACAACGGCUGAGGGGUGAAGGUGGGGAAUUGAGAUUCGUGGUGCCUCCACUGUCUCGUCCAGAUAUUUAUUGCGAGGGUAUGCCGUGGCUUGUGGAAGCUAGAGACAAUCGUUCACUUUUCGUGCUCACUUGGGGUUGGUUUUUACCCCUUGAGCCACCACCAACACCAUCACCACCUGUGUCAACUACAUCGUCAUCAUUUACGCAACAUCAACAGCCAUCAGACACCUCGGAGACAACACCAAAGUGUCCAACAGCAAAUAGAAUUCUCCUUUACUCUGGUUGGCCCGCAAAAUUACUCAAGGUUGUUUGUCCAGCAGAGCCGGGUGCACGUGAUUACACGGUGCACGUAUUCUCUGAGGAGUGGCUGCUGACAGCUGGUAAUUCUGAUGAGAGAUGGCUGUCACCGGCACGUCCGGCAGCACUUCUCAUCGAUUUUGUUGCCAGAGAGCCGGGACAAGCGGCAGCAUCGUGGCUUGAGAUAUCAAAGACACGUUCAGCCCUUCGUAGACAGUUACGUCUUCCAGGACGUGUCAGUGAGAAUGAAACUAUUGGUACGGGUGAUUGCCUGCAUACGUGUCCUGAGAUUGGAGCUUGUAUUGCCCCGAGUCUCUGGUGUGAUGGAAGAAUUCACUGCCCCUCGGGAUAUGACGAGGCGAAUUGUGGCAGUGGUGCAAGAUUACUCGGUCUUCUACCCCCUGGCAUGUGGCUCGUCGUAGCCGCUGGUGCCGGUAUCCUCACCGCCUUCGCAUGCCUUCUGAGUAUCCUCAUGUGCAAAUCAAAAGCGCGCGCUAAAAGGCUCUACAAUGACGAGAGUCUCAGGAGAUCAGGAGCUACACCGCGAAGAGCACCAACCGAGGAAUCAUUACUUGGCUCAUCCUGACAAACGCCUCCCGGCUUCGUGGAGUACAUUCACGUUGACCGGGAGACCACUGUUUAGCUUCCCACUUCACACAUAACACACGUUCAUUCUCGUGCUACUGCUGCUGGUUUCACCGUCCACUAAUUUAAACUCCAUCGUACUUUGUCGUAAUUAAUUCAAGGCAAAUGAGGAAAGCGAAGGAGAAAUGGAAGAGGGGGGGAACAACAUUGGCAUUCUUUAACGAGUGCCAUUGACAUACGUACACGAAUUCUUAAUGAAAGUUGCUGAUUUUUUUUUUCAUCCCCGAGAAUUUUUUGCCUCCAUUCAUUGCCUCUUUUUUCGUUCUACGAACUUCGGACUAACACGAAGUGUCGAUUCACUCUGCCUUGACCAUUGAAUUUUAUUUUCUGCGGCUUCUCCCUCCCCCCCCCCGUCCUCCUCCUCUUCCUCCCCCUCUCUCUAACGUCAUCGGGUUCGCUGUAAUCGAAUGAAGAGAGAAAAACAAUUUCAUUUCUCGUUUUUCGUUGAAAAAAAUUCUUUUUCGCCAAUGAAAAAAGCUUUAAAACAAACUGUUGUGGUACAAAUGCCUCAACGUUACCCCUCAGGGGACGGCGUUUUACUGCUACGAGUAAAAAAAAAAAGAAGAUGGAAUAAAAGGGUGGUGCGACGGAGUUACACGUUAAAAUAAUUGUUCCUCUUUGAUGACAGAGAGGGACGGGAAAGGGUUGAGAUAGAUAGGGAGGGAGUGGAUGAGGAGACAGAGUAAAAACCAAUUGGCAGGUGAAAUUUACCCCUUGACUUCAUACACACAUACUAGGAUAUCGUAAAGUUAAACGAGAGCGAAUGGAGACAAAGUCAUAGAGCCACUGAGUCGUUAUUCCAUAACGUUGGAAAGUAUAAUGUAGAUUUGUCAUAGAUGACAUUUAUGAAGUUAUUAUAUAGUUCUUCUUUCUAUCGUGCGAUGAUUAUGGUACAACGUCGUCAAAACAUAAGUAGAUGAUUAAUCAUGAGGGAUUAACAAUGCGUAACGUCGUAAUGCCGACGUUGAGGGAAUAUUUAAAAAUUUAGAAAAAUUAUGGAAGUGAAGCUUUUUGCAACUGUUAACUGGAUUUGAGUGGGUAGAUUAUAAUAAGUGAUGGCAAUAUGUGAUUGGGUCCAAAGCAGAGGUGAAUAAACUUUGGAAAUUUGUAAUUAAUUGAGUAUUACUGCACACAUAUUCACCUUUGCCACAGGGAAAUCCAUCAACAACUUUGUGAAACUGGGGGAAAUUUAAUCGGUAAUUCCAUCAAAUUACUUUCAUCCUUUAAUUACAUCUAUUGUUUGAUACUGUAUCUUACUCUGCACAACUUCAAUCUCUAUUCAUCUCUGCAUUCAACUCAUUCACGGGAAAUUGUAGACCACACGAUUGUCAAGGAAUUUUGGAGAAGAGUUCCUCUGUAAAACACUCUAGCCUCGCUACAUGUACACUCAUUAACACGUAAUUUAGGAACAGAAGAUGAUAAAUUCACAGUAUAAUCCUAUAGAAAUUUACUUAAUACUCUGUAAUCAUGGAAGAUGUUUAAUGUGAAAGAAAAACCACGUUGUUGAAGUAAUUAAUGUGAGUUAUAACCACCCGAGAAUGUUUAAUCGACCUUCGCCAACUAUUCCCAACUUCAUCGCUCAUCAACAAUGAAAAUAUAAUGUCAUUAAUACACGGUUGGUAAAUAUGUAUAAAUGCAUAUUGUACGUGUGUGCCUACGCGUUACCAUAUGUACAUAGAUUUGGCUGUGAUAAAAAAAAUGAAUAAAAAAAUCUCUGAGCUACGAAUGCAACUUUUAACGUGCGUCAGAAGCUAGAGAAUCCAUCAUCGCUCUUCUCCUCACAUUUCUCGUCGACCGAAAAUUCAUUAAUUAGUGAAUUAAUAGAUGAUAUUUUAGGGACUUACGAAUACGAUUGAGAUUGGAAGAGGAAAUAUGCUGAGCAAGAGAUCAUUAGCAACGUAGGGCUCAAUGCACUGUAAAAAAAAUUACUGGAGAUAUCACAAAAGUAAUUCCUUGAGCCAAAUAUAUCAGCCCUGGUGCCAGUCUCUGCAAGUGUUUGUAAUUUUAACAUUAACAUUUGGCGAUGCAGCGAAUUUUUUUUCACCGCACGACUGUUUAUGUCAGGUAAUAAAAUGAUGGAAAAGGCAUUGAAAAAAGACAUGAAAAAUGUAGUAAAAAUUACUCAACGGUUUACGAUGAAAAUUUACCGCGGAUUUCAUUAACAGCUCACAAUUUUUUUUCACUCGUUUGUGAAUACUUGCGAUGUGAAAGGAAAAAUAAAUUCUUUAUUUUACGGUCUUCCCUUGAUUACAAAUAAAAAAUUCAGCCGUUAAACUUUACUUCGCAAAUUACCUACAUUGUGCAGUUAUUUUUCGUUGAUUUUUCAUUCGUGUGAAAGCUUCACACUAGUGAAUGAAGAAUGAGAGUUUUGCAUUGAAUGAAUACAAAAUUCAUGCAGAAGAGAACCUGCAGUCAUUUCCAAGAUAAUCUCAUUCCCUUCCUUCAGACUUUUCUCGCUCGUUCAACAUUUCAAAAAUACCAUCGCAUUAAAAAAUCAAAGAACUCACCAUCAGUUUCGAUUCAGCUCAAGAAAUUAUUUUUGUAACAAUAUGUGCUUUUUCCAUUCAAGGCAUCAGAUCAUCGAAUAAAAUUGCAGUGACUAAAACCCUCAAAAAAAAAAACCAACGGUUGCGUUAUUGC
Messenger RNA from Diachasmimorpha longicaudata, 6193 nucleotides. RefSeq lists its product as uncharacterized. Gene Ontology annotation, cellular component: plasma membrane. NCBI's taxonomy places the organism in Eukaryota, Metazoa, Arthropoda, Insecta, Hymenoptera, Braconidae. Gene Ontology annotation, molecular function: protein binding. The transcript is spliced from 4 exons. The record is from RefSeq and is a predicted model, not a curated record. Bases 369 to 3494 code for a protein of 1041 amino acids.